AUGGUGAAAUUUCUUAAGCCGGGUAAAGUCGCCAUAGUUUUAUCAGGCCGCUAUGCAGGCAAAAAGGCUGUUAUAAUCAAGAACGUUGACGAAGGUACAAAAGAACGUGCAUACGGUCAUGCCAUCGUUGCUGGUAUCGAAGAAUAUCCGUCAAAGGUCACCAGAAGAAUGAGUACUAAACGUAUUGCAAAACGGUCAAGAAUCAAGCCUUUCGUAAAGGUGAUCAACUAUAAUCAUUUGAUGCCUACUCGAUACACCUUUGAACUCGAAGACCUCAAGGGUUCGGUUUCGAGCGAAAAUUUAAAAGAACUCUCGCAAAAGAGAAAAGCCAAGGUUUCCGUUAGAAAAGCUUUCCAGGAAAGAUAUAAAGCUGGGAGGAAUAAAUGGUUUUUUACAAAACUUAGAUUCUGA
This is a messenger RNA of Ambispora leptoticha, 411 nucleotides long. Lineage: Eukaryota; Fungi; Glomeromycota; Glomeromycetes; Archaeosporales; Ambisporaceae. The record is from the annotation of a GenBank genome assembly.